AUGGCGGCAGCAUCUCGGACCCCUGGGAGUAUUUUUACUACUCAUCUGAAGUUUAUAAAAUCGCAUCUAGCAUGGGGCGUUGUGCUGCUGCUGCUGGGCGCAACAGCGGAGGUGCUCUUGGGGGCUUUCGUGGUGAAGGUGGACGUCUCGCAGCCCGAAAGGGAACUGAAGCACUUUUGGAAAAGCACCGGAUAUUGUCCUCCUCUGCCACACAAUCGAGCUGAUCUGUUUGAUCUGAGUAAAGACCAGAUCAUUAACCUGGCCUACAUUUCUUCCGUGCCUCACAAGGGCAUUGAACAAGUGCGAAUCCACUGGCUGCUGGAACUUAUUCUAGUCGGGGUGACAAAUGGGACGCUUCACUACAAUUUCACCCACCUGGAUAACUUUAUGGAUCUUCUCUGGGAAUACAAGCUAAAUCCAGGAUUUGAAUUGAUGGGAAGUCCUUCAGGAUACUUCACUGACUUCGAAGAUAAAGAGCAGGUGAUACAGUGGAAGAGCCUGAUUGCACAGUUGGCCAAAAGAUACAUAGAGCGGUAUGGGUUGAAACAUGUCACAAAGUGGAAUUUCGAGACUUGGAAUGAGCCCGACCACCAUGACUUUGACAACGUAUCGAUGACAGCCGACGGAUUUCUCAACUACUAUGAUGCCUGCUCAGAAGGAUUAAGAGAAGUCAGUUCUCAACUGAGACUGGGAGGCCCCGGAGACUCCUUUCACCCAUUCCCCAAAUCCCCUCUGUGCUGGAGGCUGCUCAGUCACUGCCACAAUGGAACCAAUUUCUUCACAGGAGAGCGGGGCGUGCGGCUGGACUACAUCGCCAUGCAUAAGAAGGGAGCAGGGAGUUCUCUUCACAUCUUGGAACAGGAAACAGAAGCCAUGGGACAGAUCCAGAAGCUCUUUCCUCGUUUCACCUCCCUGCCUGUAUACAACGACGAGGCGGAUCCCUUGGUUGGAUGGUCGGUUCCCUUGUCUUGGAGGGCAGAUGUCACCUAUGCAGCUCUGGUGGUGAAGGUCAUUGCCCAGCAUCAAAACCUCCUGAUUGCUAAGCCCAACAACACCUUCAACUACACUUUGCUGAGCAACGACAACGCGUUCCUGAGCUACCAUCCCUAUCACUUCGCCCAGAGGACGCUGACGGCACGCUUCCAGAUGAACAACACCAAACCGCCUCAUGUCCAGAUGGUGAGGAAGCCGGUGCUCACCGUAAUGGGCUUGCUGGCCCUGCUAGGAGAGGAACAAGCGUCUGCUGACAUCUCCAGCCAGGCACCUGACGACUCUAACAUGAUAGGAGUCCUAGCCAGCCUUCACAAACCCGCUGCACCACAGCUGUCCGACAGCUGGCAGGCAGUCAUAUUGCUCUAUUCUAGCAACGAUAACCAGACAUCCUCCAACAUCAGUGCCGUGACAAUAAAUGUAACCGGAUACCCCAUCCACAAAGACCUCGUGUACGUGACUUACUACAUGGAUAACAACCUGACCAAUCCAUAUCAGCAGUGGAAGAAACUGGGAGCUCCAGCUUUUCCUUCACCAGAGCAAUUCCAGAAAAUCCGAGAAGCUGAGGACCCCGUGGUGAAAGGACCGUUUCCCCUUCCCGAAGAAGGCAGUUUGGUAUUGAAACAAGAGCUCCCUGUUCCUGCUCUCUUUCUCAUCCAUAUUUGUGCAAGACCCCUCGCUGGUCCUGACCAGGUGAGCGGUGUUCGCCUCAUCGGUCUCACGAGGGGACAAGUUUUGGUACUGUGGGAUGACAGCUGUGUGAAUUCAAAGUGUCUGAGAACAUAUGAAGUCGCCUUCUCACGGGGUGGGAAAGCUUACCAUCCGAUCAGCGUAAAAGAUAGCCUAUUUACAAUGCUGGUCUACAGCCCAGGUACAAGAGUUAUGGGGUUUUACAGAGUGCGUGCCAUCGACUACUGGGACAGGAGAGGCCCGUUUUCUCUGCCAGUAUACUACCACGAAGACUCUUAAAAAAACAUGUACUUGGCUGUUGCAACCACUUCCUUCCAGCUGAUGUUCUCAAAGUGUGGACUGUAG
Molecule: messenger RNA, 2025 nt
Organism: Euleptes europaea (tarantolino)
Lineage: Eukaryota; Metazoa; Chordata; Lepidosauria; Squamata; Sphaerodactylidae
Gene: IDUA
Product: alpha-L-iduronidase
Exons: 15
Biological process (GO): carbohydrate metabolic process
Molecular function (GO): L-iduronidase activity
Source: RefSeq, a predicted model, not a curated record